Messenger RNA from Metopolophium dirhodum (rose-grain aphid), 1789 nucleotides. RefSeq names its product putative carboxypeptidase RC0549. Lineage: Eukaryota; Metazoa; Arthropoda; Insecta; Hemiptera; Aphididae. The record is from RefSeq and is a predicted model, not a curated record. The transcript has 2 exons. Bases 191 to 1273 code for a protein of 360 amino acids.
AAUUAUAUUUGAUAAUAAUAUAUUAUGUAAAUUAACACGAGAAACGAAUGAAUCGCGACUGUUCAUUGUUCAAUGUUUAUAUACCACAACCAUACUGCAGCUGCAGUAUUUUCCAACAUUCGAGUCUUCAAUGUAUACCAUAUGUCCAUAUUAUAUACCCAUGUAGACGUGACGGUAAUAAUAAUAUAAUAUGACCGGUACAGCAGUCGACAUCGGGAACAACAGGUGUAGUGACAGCGACGGGACGACCGUACAGGUACGCGUGAUCGCACCGUCGUCCAUGGGCAAACCGUCGAACCUAGAGGCGUUCAGGAGGUUCUUGUGGGACGCGGGCAUGAAGGCGCGCGUCGAUGACUCGAUUUACCGGGACGGCGCCGACCUGUUCUACGCGAACACCGACCAGUUCCGGGCGACCGACCUGGAGGACGCGCUGACGGACAGCAGCACGGUAGUGUGGUGCGCGCGCGGCGGCGAAGGCGCGUCCCGUCUGAUACCGUACCUGGAGUCGUUGCCGGCAGACCGGAAGCAGAGGAUCCGGGACGCCCGGAAAACGCUGGUCGGUUACAGCGACGCGACGGCACUGCACGUGUACUUGCAGACGGUGUACGGGUGGCAGACGGUGCACGGCACAAUGUUGGAAAUGAUCGCUGGUGGCACGGUGGACAGGCGGUCGGUGGACGCACUUGUGGCCCUGGUGACUGGCCGAUCGGACCGGGUCCGGUACGAACUGCGGCCGGUCGCCGCCGACGGCCCACGGGACGGGCGGUUGUCGCUGCGGUCCAAGGUAGCCGGUGGCAACUUGACGCUAGUCGAGAACUCGCUGGGCACGUCGUGCGGCUUCCGGGGAGAUGGUAAGAUAGUGUUUCUGGAGGACGUGCGCGUCCAACCGUACUCGUUGGAACGAAGUCUCGAUCACAUGAAGUUGGCCGGCGUGUUCGACGGCACCACGGCCGUCGUGUUCGGUUCGUUCAGAGUGGAGGAGCAGUCCACGGGUAGCUGUAACGGCGUACCGUCGUCGGACGACCACCUGAUCGCCCUGGUGUUUCAGCGGUUCGCGGCCACCUUACCGUUUCCCGUGUUCCGCGUCGAUGGCAUUGGUCACAGUUUCGUCAACGACCCGCUGCCGCUAAACACCGAGGCCACAGUGGUGGGACCAACGCGGUUUGACGACGCCACCGGAACAUCGACUUACACUCUGACCGUCGACAACGUCUACAAUACGGGCGCGCGAAACUGUAGUCGACCACCUGCACCGCUUGACCAAGCAGCUUAGUCUGCAGGUGUAGGCAUGAAGCUGUCGCAGUCGUGCGCUGCGUCACAAGGCAUGCCAUGGCGCCAUGACUCGGACCAGCUGAGACUUCGAUAAAGGGCCGUACCUAAUACUAUACCCCGAUGGAUACAUUGGUCCAUACUUUUUUUUCAAACAACUUUAAUAUUGUAAAACUACUCUAUACAGAUACCUAAAUUAAAAAUUAAAAAAAAAAUGGCCUAAGAAAUAAAUAUUGAAGAAUAAUUUAUAUACCUACCUACUAUGGUUAUCUAGUUCAAAACCCUUGUGCUAAGGGAUUAAGAUAAUUUUUGGCCCGGAGCCAAACAAUUUUAGGUGCCAAUAAACAUAAACAAAAUAUUGGUUACCCACACACAAAUAUAUCUCAGAAAUAAAAAAAAAUGUUUACUAUAAUAUUAUGUAUAUUAUAUAUUUGAUCAUUUAAAUACAUUCUUAUAAAAUGUAAGUGUUUGAACAAUGGAUAGUAUAAUAUAUACGUAAUAAACUAUGAAUAUUAUUGUA